AGUGUCAAUGUCAAGACACGAAAUUCCGAUUUGUUUACCUUUUACAUUUGUUUUGUUACCUUAAAAAAUUUAUUGCAAUUGUUUGAUCCUUCGAGUAUUAAUUAUGAGUGACAUGGAGAAUGCUACCGAAGCUGCUUCCCUUGCUAUCCAGUUUGAUCGAAUGAAGGAUGUCGAUAAGGCGGUAGAAUGUUACAGGACUGCUGCUCGCUUGCUCGACAGAGUUCGGGAUUCCGUGCCUUUUGAGCGGAGACAAGAAAUUCGCGAUAAAGUGCGAGAGUACCUUGCGAGAGCUACUGCACUCCAAGAACAAAAAGAGGAAGCACAGCAAGCUGAAAGUGAGCGGUGUAUGCAACAAUGUUAUUUCCUGAUGCAACAAGCGUUGGAUGCCGAUGAGGCUGAUCUAAAAGAUCUGGCACUACAGUUGUAUACACAAGCUGUUGAACUGGCUGUCAGUGCAAAAACAAGUGAUGUAAAAAUUUUAACAAAAAUUAAAUCAUUAGCUGCUCAAGCUUUGGAUAGAGCUGAAGAAAUCAAAGGCAUUAAGAAACUUGGUGCAUUGGACAUCAAUGAACCUAACAGACCAACUGUCUCACCGAACAGAGCACAAUUCCAGCGAGAACAGAGUGUACAUUUGAAAGUCAGUGGUGGUAAACACACUUACACAGAAGAAGAGAAGGAAGUAUUAAGGACGACAUCUAAUAUUAACAACAACUGCUUCCUACCAUUCAUGGAUGUAGAUUUGUCAGAAAAAUUCCAGUAUGCAUUACCGUUUGAAGACAGAGCUAGUGAGUUAAAACUAUCCUCUAAACAAGAACAAGAGUUUCAAUGCUGGAUCAGGCCACAUGAAAUAUGCAGUGAACCAAAAUUAAUUGUACACGAUCAUGUAGAUUGCUUCAGUAUUAAACAGACGAUAGUGUCCGACUGCUCAUUCGUCGCGUCGCUCGCAGUUAGCGCGUUAUACGAGAGAAGGUUCGACAAGAAAAUAAUCACAUCAAUAAUUUACCCCAAAAAUAAAAACAAACAGCCUGUAUACAAUCCGUUUGGCAAGUACAUGGUGAAGCUACAUUUCAAUGGCGUCAGAAGAAAGGUGAUCAUAGAUGAUAGAUUACCUUAUAGCAAACAUGGUCGACUACUUUGUUCAUAUUCAAGUAACAAAAACGAAUUUUGGGUGUCUAUGCUCGAGAAGGCGUAUAUGAAAGUAAUGGGUGGAUAUGACUUCCCUGGAUCCAAUAGUAACAUAGAUCUGCACGCGCUGACGGGCUGGAUCCCGGAGCGGUGCGCCAUUAGGACCGGGGAGGCAGAUUUCAAUGCCGACACAUUGUACGAGACUAUAAGGUCUAGACUGGAAAGGGGGGAGGUACUAGUGACGGUGGCGACGGGGCCUCUGUCCGACGCCGAAGCGGAUAGGACCGGAUUGGUCGCUACACACGCUUAUGCUGUAUUGGAUGUCAGACUCGCCGACGGUGUCAAACUAUUGAAGUUAAAGAAUCCCUGGUCCCAUCUCCGUUGGCGCGGCAACUAUUCCGAACUAGACGCGGAUCAUUGGACCCUUUCUUUACGGUCCCUUCUAAACUACGACCCGGAGAGUGCGGCUCAAUACGAUAACGGCGUGUUCUGGAUCGACUACGCGAGUAUUCUACGGUUCUUCGACGUGUUCUACCUAAACUGGAAUCCUGAGCUAUUUCACUAUACCUACUGCAUACAUCAGAAAUGGGACGCGGGCAAUGGUCCCGUUAAAGACAUAUACAACAUUGGCGAGAACCCGCAGUUCUCCCUCCACGUGCAAGGAAAGGGCGCAGUAUGGUUGCUGCUUACAAGACAUAUCACACAGAUUGAUGACUUCAGGGACAACAAGGAAUAUAUCACACUGCUGGUCUACAAGAACGACGGCAAAAGAGUUUACUAUCCUUACGAGCCAGCCCCAUACAUCGACGGGGUCAGGAUCAACAGUCCCCACUACUUAUGCAAAGUGAUAGUGGGUGAAAGCAGCACUGACAGAUACACUUUAGUCGUAUCGCAGUAUGAGAAAUAUAGAACGAUAUACUACACUCUUAGAGCGUAUGCUACUUGCCCCUUCGCGCUGAGCAAAUUGGAGCCUUAUCCUCAUAAGAAAAUGUUGAAAGGCGAAUGGUCGGGUCGAACGGCCGGCGGUUGCGAGAACCAUAGAGAAACUUACCCGAACAAUCCCAAGUUUGUGUUCACGGUGCCCGACACCAGGGUGCCUUGCCACGUGACCAUAGAGCUCAAGGGGCCCAAGCAGUACCAAAUCGGGUUUAAUGUUACAGUGGAAUCGUUGGAAGAUCCCAGUGUUACGGCACCCUUUUUUAAGGAAUCCUCCGGAGCUUACAGGUCUGGUUUCGUAGUACUCCAGCUAUACAAUCUCCCCGCGGGUAAGUACAUAUUGACUCCGUCCACAUUCUACCCGGCGCAGGAGGGGCCCUUCAUACUGGAGAUGAGAUCGACUUGCGAACUAAACUGCGAAACGAGAAACUAGAAGGCGGCAGGUAGGAAAUUAGAGCAGCAGAGGCAUUUAGGGGGAUAGUUCUGAAUAUCUGUUAUGAUGGAUACACUUAUUAUAAGCAUAGAGAUACACCGAAGGGAGUAGAUAGCGACAUAAAACUAUUCAAAUCUGUACUAAUAUUACAAAUGCGAAAAUUUUGUCUGUCUGUCACCUCUUCACGCUGAAACCAUUGAACCGAUUUGAAUGAAAUUUGAUAUAGAGAUAGAUUGGACCCAGGAAAGAACAUAGGAUAUUUUUUGUCCCAAAAACGCAUUUUGACCCGUUUUAACGUGUUUUAAUUAAUGAGUGGUGUGCGUGAACACCUAGGAAACAAAUAUGUAAUUUUUAAUCUAAAAUUAUUAGGGCGGGUAAUAUUAUUUUGUUGCAAUUUCUGGGAGCACGCUACAGAACUACCUCACCUGGAUCAUAUAAUCUGAAUAAUCCUUUAUGUAAAUGUUAUUCGAGGCUUUUAGGUCCACUUAUGAAGCUAUGAAUAAUAAAUCUUUAUUGCUUUGUUAAUAUUUUUUUAUCAAUAAGAUUGUGAUCUAGUUUUGUAUGUAAUUGACUAGUCCGUGUUGUCUAUGAUUGUUUAUUUUAUUAACUAUGUAAUAGGGAUGAUGACGGGGUAAAUUGAACGGAAUUCUCAUAUCAGGGCCGCGGUAGCAUAAUGAUCAGUGCAUUCGCCCGGAUAGCGAUGGGUGUGGGUUAGAGUCCCGUCUGCUGAAAAUUGAAAAUUUUCUUUACAUUUAAACAUCUGACAGUUCAAUGCUUAAAAAAAAAACGUUAAAAAGUCCGUCAGUUAGAUUAUCAAAAAAUAAUGGACACUUAUUUUUCUUUUGUCAAUUAACCAAAAAUUGCACAGAUAUAGCGCGUCAAAAUGUGACGUCACUUCCAAGAAAAAACGUACCAAGGCGUGACGUCAUGCGACAUUUCAAAUCGAUAUAUCUCUGUACUGAAUUGAUUAUGUGAAAGUAAGAAAGUACGUGUCCUAUAGUUUUUGAUAAUCUACCUGGUAGAUGAAGAAAAAAAAAUCAGUCAUCACCCCUAUUGAUUUGAUGAUGAAAUCUGACAUUGUUAAUAAUGCUUUUGGAUAUUUAUGUUUAUAUCACGUAUAAACCAUCUCAUUACAAAACAUUCACUAAUGUUUAGCUUGGUUUAAAAAUGAUACUACAUUUUACAUUGGCUUGAUAAAAAUAAUACAGAGAAAUCAUUAUAUGAUGUUUAAUGAUAUUAUCAUUUAUAAUAUAAUAUUUAAACCGAGUCGAGUUUUAGACUACGUAUUGAGCUGUGCGGGUUCAAAUAACUUAAUUUACAAAAUAUAUACUUGUGUAAAAUCAGUUGGUUAAGAAACCAUUUUAGUUUUGGUACAGCAGUAUACAGCACAUCAAGUUUCCAGUGUAAAUCUUUGUUUAAUUGAUUAUGAAUUUUAUUAGAAUCUUCUUAAGAGUUAUAUUUGAGAAAUUAGUACUGUCAUUUGGUAGUUUUACCUGGAAAGUCGUCCGGGAGUUUUGAAAAUUGGUAAUUUUAAAGAUUUUGAGAUGCUCUUUCCGAAUUUCGACUUUGCCACCUCGUAUUUUUGCCGCUCGCGCCGCCAUAUUCGAAAAAUGGCGUCUAAAAGCAGUUUUUUGACAAUAUCUCCUUUCCGACUCAUUUAACGAUAAAAACAGUUAUGUACAAUAUGAAACAAGAGACAAUUGCCUACAAUUUAUGUAUGUCCCUUUUUUUCAUAAAGUCAUUAGUUUUGGCGUAUGAGCGCCGCAAAGUGUACUCCAACUUAUAAUUUGCCCUCUGUGUGUAAAACUAUAAAAGUUUGUUUAAGGAUAAGCAUUUUAUAUCACUUAAAAACAUUGUUAAAAUCUUGUAAUAAAUAACACGAAAACGGAAAUUUUCGCGAUAGCGCAACAGUGUAGCCGUUACCGUAUCGUCAUUGAGUUCAUAAUAUUUAUCGUGAUAAAGAACAGAAACGAAGGUGUGUAAAGUGAUG
Chilo suppressalis (striped riceborer) is the source of this 4484-nucleotide messenger RNA. The record is from the annotation of a GenBank genome assembly. Lineage: Eukaryota; Metazoa; Arthropoda; Insecta; Lepidoptera; Crambidae.